GGCACUGCCCGGGUCCCUCACCCGCAUUCCGGUGACCGACGGGGAUGGUGAGGCCGUGCUGACCAUGGACGCUCUGCGGCAGCGCUUCCCCAACCCGCAGGAGCUGGUGGGACAUUCCCUCUACGUGUCCGUCACCGUCCUCACCCAGUCAGGCAGUGACAUGGUGGAGGCCCAGCGUGGUGGCAUCCCCAUCGUGACGUCGCCCUACACCAUCCACUUCACCCACACCCCCAAGUACUUCAAACCGGGCAUGCCCUUUGACCUCCGGGUCUUCGUCACCAACCCGGACGGGUCACCAGCCCCGCGUGUCAGCGUCCAGGCCGACGGGUUCCAGGGCCUGGUGUCCACCCAGCGCGACGGCACCGCCCGGCUCGUGGUCAACAUGCCGGCCAACAAGGACAGCGUCCCCGUCACCGUGCGGACGGUGCAGGAGGGGCUGCCCCCCGAGCGCCAGGCGUCGCGGCAGAUGACGGCCCAGGCCUAUCGCAGCCAGGCCGGCUCCGGAAACUUCCUGCACUUGGCCGUGCAGGCCACGGAGCUGAGGGCCGGGGAGAACCUGCCCGUCAACUUCCACCUCAAGACCAACAACAACGCCGUCCGCGACGCCGUCCAGUACUUCACCUACCUGAUCAUGAGCAAGGGGCGCAUCGUCCGCGCCGGGCGGCAGCGCCACGAGGCCGGGCAGAGCCUGGUCACCAUGAGCCUGCCGGUGACCCCCGAGCUCAUCCCCUCCUUCCGCAUCGUGGCCUAUUAUCACGUCCUGCCCGGAGAGAUCGUGGCCGACUCCGUCUGGGUGGAUGUCCAGGACACCUGCAUGGGCACCCUGGUGGUGAAGGGGGCGACGGAGGCCGACAACCGCGUGCACCAACCGGGGACCCCCAUGAGGCUGCGCCUCGAGGGCGACCACCGGGCCCACGUGGGGCUGGUGGCCGUGGACAAGGGGGUCUUCGUGCUCAGCAAGAAGAACAAGUUCACCCAGGCCAGGGUUUGGGACACGGUGGAGCAGAGUGACAUCGGCUGCACCGCGGGCAGCGGGAGGGACAACGUCGGGGUCUUCGCCGACGCCGGGCUCGGUUUGGCCACCAACGUGAAGAUCUCGACGCCACCGCGGUCGGAGGUGCAGUGUCCCAAGGAGGCCUCGCGCAGGCGUCGCUCGCUGCCGCUCGUGCAGUACAAAGGCACCAAAGCGUCCGAGUACCAGGACAAGGCUCUGCGGAAGUGCUGCGAGGACGGGAUGCGGGAGAUCCCGAUGGAUCACAGCUGCGAGCAGAGGAGCUCCUACAUCCAGGAGGGCGAGUCCUGCGUCCGCGCCUUCCUCGACUGCUGCAAGUACAUCCAGGGCAUCCGCCAGGAGAAGCGGCGCCAGAGCAAGAUCCAGCUGGCACGAAGGGUGGCCAUGAGGCCACGGACGAGAGGGAUGCCCCCACCCCCAGGCGAGGAGGACGAGGUGUUCCUGAGCGACGAGGCCAUCACCUCGCGGAGCCUCUUCCCCGAGAGUUGGCUGUGGCAGGUGGAGCAGCUGACGGAGGCCCCCAACGAUCUGGGGGUGUCGGUGAAGACCCUGCCCGUGUACCUGAAGGACUCCAUCACCACCUGGGAGGUGCUGGCCGUCAGCCUCUCGCCCAACAAGGGGCUGUGCGUGGCCGACCCCUACGAGAUCACGGUGAGGAAGGAUUUCUUCAUCGACCUGCGCCUGCCCUACUCGGUGGUGAGGAACGAGCAGGUGGAGAUCCGCGCCGUCCUCUACAACUACUGGCUCCAGGAGAUCACCGUGCGGGUGGAGCUGGUUCACAACCCCGCCAUGUGCGGCCCCUCCACGGCCAAGCAGCGCUUCCAGCAGAUCCUGCGGGUCAAGGCCGAGUCCUCCCGCACCGUGUCCUUCGUGCUCGUGCCCCUCCAGCUGGGGCUGCACGACGUCGAGGUCAAGGCGGCCGUCAGGGACCUGUUCGCGGGCGACGGCGUCAAGAAGAAGCUACGGGUGGUGCCCGAGGGGAUGAGGCUGGAGAAGACGGUGAAGAUCAUCGAGCUGGACCCACAGAACAAGGGAGUCAACGGGGUGCAGGAGGAGCGGGUGAAGGCGGCGGAUCUGUCCGACAUCGUCCCCGACACCGAACCCGAGACCAAAGUCAGCAUCCAGGGGAACCCCGUGUCCAUCCUGGUGGAGAAGGCCAUCGACGGGGACAAGCUGAAGCACCUGAUCACGGUGCCCUCGGGCUGCGGGGAGCAGAACAUGAUCGCCCUGACCCCCACCGUCAUCGCCACCCACUACCUGGACAGCACCCAGCAGUGGGAGAGCUUCGGGCUGGACCGCAGGGCCGGGACCAUCGAGCUCAUCAGGAAGGGUUACGUCCAACAAUUGGCCUUCAAGAAACCCGACAACUCCUACGCCGCCUUCAUCGGCCGCCCCUCCAGCACCUGGCUGACCGCCUACGUGGUCAAAGUGUUCUCCAUGGCCCAGAAGCUGACGGACAUCGAGCCCGAGGUCAUUUGCGGGGCCGUCAAGUGGCUCAUCCUCAACAAGCAGAAGCCGGACGGGAUCUUCCAGGAGGACGCUCCCGUCAUCCACCAGGAGAUGAUUGGGGGUUACAAGGGGGCCGAGCCCGAGGUGUCCCUCACCGCCUUCGUCCUCGUGGCGCUGGAGGAGGCCCGGGAGAUCUGCAAGGACCACGUCAACAACCUGGACUGGAGCAUCAACAAGGCCGCCGAGUUCCUGGGCCGGCGCUACGAGCAGCUGGCCCGGCCCUACACGGUGGCCCUGAGCUCCUACGCGCUGGCCCUGGCCGGCAAGCUCAAGAGCGAGAAGGUCCUCAUGAAGUUCUCCAAAGGUGGGCAGAGCUGGGAGGAGCGGAACGCCCGGACCUACAACAUCGAGGGCACGUCCUACGCGCUGCUGGCCCUGCUGCACAUGAAGAAGCCGGAGCUGGCGGGGCCCGUGGUGCGCUGGCUCGCCCAGCAGAACUACUUCGGGGGCGGCUACGGCUCCACCCAGGCCACCAUCCUGGUGUUCCAGGCGCUGGCCCACUACCAAGUGGCGGCUCAGAAGGAGCUGGAGCUCAACCUGGACGUGUCGGUGCUGCUGCCACGCCGGGCCAGCCCCGUCAAAUACCGCAUCAAGAACAGCAACGCGCUCGUGGCACGGUCUGCUGAGACGAAGGUGAACGAGGACUUCACGGUGAAGGCCGAGGGGGUUGGCAAGGGGACAAUGACAGUGGUGACCGUCUACAACGCCAAGGUCCCCGACAAGGACGACAAGUGCGACAGCUUCGACCUGCGCGUGCAGGUGGAGGACGUGGCAGUGGGCAAAGAGGAGGAGGACGUCAUCAGCUCCAUCAAGAUCACCAUCUGCGCCAGGCACCUGGGUGACGUGGAUGCCACCAUGUCCAUCCUGGACGUGUCCAUGCUGACCGGCUUCACCCCCGACCUGCAGGACCUCAAGAGGCUCUCAGAGGGGGUGGACAGGUACAUCUCCAAGUUCGAGCUUGACCAGGCACAGUCGGAGCGGAGCAACGUCGUCAUUUACCUGGACAAGAUCUCCCACCGGGCCGAGGAGUGUUUUGCCUUCAAGGCCCACCAGCGCUUCCAGGUUGGGCUCAUCCAGCCCGCGGCCGUCACCGUCUACAGCUACUACAAGAUCGACGACCGGUGCACGCGGUUCUACCACCCGGACAAGGAGGGCGGGAAGCUGAGCAAGAUCUGCCAGGGGGACGUGUGUCGCUGCGCCGAAGAAAACUGUUUCCAGCGGCGGGACCAGGACGAGCCCCUCACCGUCGAGCAGCGGAUCCAGCGCGCCUGCGAGCCAGGGGUGGACUACGUGUACAAGGUGCGCUUGGUGGCCGUGGAGGAGACGCCAUCCCACGACAACUACGUCAUGAACGUCCUGGCCGUCAUCAAGAUGGGCACCGACGAGGACCCGGCGGGCAGCAACAGGACCUUCGUGAGCCACCGGCAGUGUCGCGACGCCCUGAAGCUCGAGCGCGGGCAGGACUACCUGCUCUGGGGGCUGGGCAGCGACCUCUGGGCCACCGGCAGGCACUUCUCGUACCUCAUCGGGAAGGACACGUGGCUGGAGCGCUGGCCCUCGGAGGGGCAGUGCCAGGACCCCGAGCUCCAGCCCCUCUGCCAGGACUUCGUCCAGUUCUCCGAGGCCAUGACCCUGUUCGGGUGCCCCACCUGAGCGCCCGCCCCCCCGCCCGGGGGUGCCCCCCGGACCACCCCCCCGCCUCCUCCUCCCUCUUUUUUUGGUUAAAAAAGUCCUUUCUGA
Chiroxiphia lanceolata (lance-tailed manakin) is the source of this 4261-nucleotide messenger RNA. RefSeq names its product complement C3 (gene C3). The record is from RefSeq and is a predicted model, not a curated record. Bases 65 to 4174 code for a protein of 1369 amino acids. Gene Ontology annotation, cellular component: extracellular region. Gene Ontology annotation, molecular function: protein binding; endopeptidase inhibitor activity. NCBI's taxonomy places the organism in Eukaryota, Metazoa, Chordata, Aves, Passeriformes, Pipridae. The transcript has 33 exons. Gene Ontology annotation, biological process: complement activation; inflammatory response.